AUGGAUACCAUGUCUUCCAGGGGAAACCACUCAGAGGUAACUGAGUUCAUCCUGGUGGGAUUCCCAGGCUCUCUGGGUCUCCAUCUGAGCCUGCUGUGGCUAUUCCUGCUGGCCUACAUGCUAACCAUCACAGAGAACCUAGUCAUCAUUGUGGUGAUCUGCACUAGCCCUGCACUGCACAAGCCUAUGUACCUUUUCCUCAGCAACCUGUCCUUCUUGGAGGUGUGGUACAUCUCAGUCACCGUACCCAAGAUGCUGUUCAGCCUCGCCUCACCCGAAUUCCAGCACAUUUCUUUCACAGGCUGCAUGGCACAACUGUACUUCUUCCUGGCAUUGGCCUGCACUGAGUGUGCCCUGCUGGGCGUCAUGGCUUAUGACCGCUAUGUGGCUGUGUGUAACCCUCUGCGCUACCCAGCCAUCAUGAGCCCUGGACUCUGCAGCCUCCUGGCUGCUGGUUCCUGGCUCUCUGGCUUCACCAUCUCCCUGGGGAAGGUAUUCUUUAUUUCUCGCCUAGGCUACUGUGGCCCCAACAUCAUGAACCACUUCUUUUGUGAUGUGUCCCCGCUAUUGAACCUUGCCUGCUCUGACAUGUCAGUGGCAGAACUCGUGGACUUCCUCCUGGCACUACUCAUCCUGCUGGGGCCACUGGUGCUCACUGUCUUCUCCUACACAGCCAUCCUCAGUACCGUGCUGCAAAUGCCAUCCUCUGAUGGCCGGCAAAAGGCUUUCUCCACUUGUGCUUCACACCUGGCUGUGGUGGUCAUCUUCUACUCAGCCUCCCUCUUCAUCUAUGCCAGGCCACGUGCCAUCUACUCCUUUGACUACAACAAGCUGGUGUCAGUUGUCUACACAGUGCUUACACCCCUGCUCAACCCAAUCAUAUACUGCCUGCGGAAUCAGGAGGUCAAGCAGGCACUUCAUAGGGCACUGCAAAGGGCAGCCCAGGCACUGGGGGCCUCCUCCUAG
This is a messenger RNA of Jaculus jaculus (lesser Egyptian jerboa), 966 nucleotides long. RefSeq names its product olfactory receptor 6B1-like. Gene Ontology annotation, molecular function: olfactory receptor activity; G protein-coupled receptor activity. Lineage: Eukaryota; Metazoa; Chordata; Mammalia; Rodentia; Dipodidae. The record is from RefSeq and is a predicted model, not a curated record. Gene Ontology annotation, biological process: G protein-coupled receptor signaling pathway. Gene Ontology annotation, cellular component: membrane. The coding region runs from base 1 to 966 and encodes 321 amino acids. The transcript has a single exon.